Drosophila navojoa is the source of this 3240-nucleotide messenger RNA. It is a transcript of the gene mnb, whose product is annotated as minibrain. NCBI's taxonomy places the organism in Eukaryota, Metazoa, Arthropoda, Insecta, Diptera, Drosophilidae. Gene Ontology annotation, molecular function: protein serine/threonine/tyrosine kinase activity; protein serine/threonine kinase activity; ATP binding. Gene Ontology annotation, biological process: peptidyl-serine phosphorylation; peptidyl-threonine phosphorylation; protein autophosphorylation. The record is from RefSeq and is a predicted model, not a curated record.
UGACUCAGUCGCGCGAUGUCAACGGCUUUGGUCUACUGGCAGUCAAUGAACGCCUCGAUGGCUCAUGGCCAUGAGCCCGGCCUGAUCGGCAGCUCGACGGGAACGAUGACAGCUGCGCCGCCAGCUGUUGCCGUUGGUGUCACCGCCACGUCGUCGUCCGCCUGGCGUCCAUCGUGGAGCAACUGGAGCAAUGGGGGAAAUGGCAAUGGCUAUCAACUGCUGCAGCAGCAACAACAGCCACAGCCGCCGCAUUAUCUCGCCCAAAUCGAUUGCCAGCAUACGAUCAAGAGCUUUGCCGCCAAUCCCAGUUCCCGAUUCAGGGCAACAAUCAGCAUCAGCAGCAAUGAUACGAGUCAUCAUCAGACCCAGUCCCGGCAUCAGCAUCAUUUCUUGUCACAGCGGCCAGCGCAAUAUAGCUUAUCCGCUGGAUAUGGUUCCAGCGGCGGCGCCGUGGACACAUCGCAGGGUAGCGGGACCGGCGGCGGGGGCGGCGGCGGUGGCGGCGGCAGACAGCGCCAUGCGCCGCUCUACGGACGCUUUGUGGUCGAAGAGGAACUGCCUGCCACGCAUCGUGAUGUUAUGCAUCAUCACUCUAGUCCUUCGUCUUCGUCGGAGGUGCGCGCCAUGCAGGCACGCAUACCCCCGCAUUUUCGAGAUCCGGCCAGUGCACCAUUGCGAAAGCUGAGCGUCGAUCUGAUAAAGACCUACAAGCACAUCAAUGAGGUAUACUACGCAAAGAAGAAGCGCCGAGCCCAGCAGACACAAGGCGACGAUGACUCGUCAAAUAAAAAGGAGCGCAAAUUAUACAAUGAUGGUUACGAUGAUGAUAAUCACGACUAUAUCAUCAAGAAUGGCGAAAAGUUUCUGGAUCGCUACGAGAUUGAUUCACUCAUCGGCAAAGGCAGUUUUGGUCAAGUGGUCAAGGCCUACGAUCAUGAGGAGCAAUGCCAUGUGGCAAUCAAGAUAAUUAAGAAUAAGAAACCGUUCCUAAAUCAGGCACAAAUCGAAGUCAAACUGCUCGAGAUGAUGAAUCGUGCGGAUGCUGAAAACAAAUACUAUAUCGUCAAGCUCAAGCGCCAUUUUAUGUGGCGCAAUCAUCUGUGCCUCGUCUUCGAGCUACUAUCGUAUAAUCUAUACGAUCUAUUGAGGAACACGAAUUUCCGUGGCGUUUCGCUGAACCUCACGCGCAAAUUUGCGCAGCAACUGUGCACGGCUCUUCUGUUCCUGAGCACACCCGAACUGAACAUAAUACACUGUGAUCUGAAGCCCGAGAACAUAUUGCUAUGCAAUCCCAAGCGAUCGGCCAUCAAAAUUGUUGACUUUGGCAGCUCCUGUCAGCUGGGACAGCGCAUCUAUCAAUACAUCCAGUCGCGCUUCUAUCGCUCACCGGAGGUGCUGCUGGGCAUUCAAUACGAUUUGGCCAUCGAUAUGUGGUCGCUCGGCUGCAUUCUGGUGGAGAUGCAUACCGGAGAGCCGCUCUUCUCCGGAUGCAACGAGUUCGAUCAGAUGAACAAGAUUGUCGAGGUGCUGGGCAUGCCGCCCAAGUAUCUGUUGGAUCAGGCGCAUAAGACGCGCAAGUUCUUCGACAAAAUUGUCACCGAUGGCUCCUACGUGCUAAAGAAGACACUCAAUGGGCGCAAGUAUAAGCCGCCCGGUUCCCGCAAGCUACACGACAUACUCGGCGUGGAGACAGGCGGGCCGGCUGGCAGGCGUCUCGAUGAGCCGGGACAUUCCGUGUCCGACUAUCUAAAGUUCAAGGAUCUGAUAUUGCGCAUGCUCGACUUUGAUCCGAAGACACGAGUCACUCCCUACUACGCCUUGCAGCACAACUUCUUCAAGCGCACCACCGACGAGUCGACCAAUACGAGCGGCGCAGGCGCCACUGCGAAUGCCGGCGCCGGUGGCAGCGGCUCGGGUGGCAGCUCGUCCGCUGGUGGCGGCGGUGCCGGUGGUGGUGGUGGUGGCGGCAGCAGCCUAACUGCAGCUGGCAGUGGCGGCGCAGGACCCGGCGCUGGUGGUAGUGCCAGCGGCACUAGCAGCGGACUGAACGCUAGCAGCAGCAGUAGCAGCAGUGUCGUCUCCUCCAGCGCAGCGGCAGCUGCGGCAGCCAUUGCAGCAGUCAACUCCUCAUCGUCGGGUGGCAGCAACAGCAUCGGCGGCGUCUCCAACCAGCAGCAGCAGCAGUCGCUCGUCUCCAGCAGCAACAGCGGCGCCAUUGAUCCCCAAUGUUUGGGUCUGCUAUUGCACCAUGCGAACAACAACAGUUGCAGCAGCAGUAGUAACAGCAGCAACAACAACAGCAAUGCCACUGCGAUGAACUUUUCGGCGCUCAGUCUGCAGCCGCAGUCAGCGACAACAGCGAACAGCAGCAGCAGCCUCAACAGCCUUAACAGCAGCAGCAAUAACAACAUUAACAUAAACAAUAAUAACAGUCUGAGUAGCUUAAAUCAUAGCAGCAGCAGCGGCGUCGGCGUCAGCAGCGGUCGCCGCAAUAUUUAUAUGGGCAACAGCUAUCCGCACGCCAUGGACUGUGAUCCGCCGCUGGGGCAACAACAGAUGCCGCCGCCACCGCUGCCGCCCGUCUCGGCCGCGACUAUGGCAGCGGCAGCGCUGCGUCUCGGGCAGACGCCAUUUGGGCGCAUGCGCAACAGCGGCGUCGGCAUCGCGCCACACCAGAAUUUCAGCAGCAUUAAGCAUAACGGCAAUGUAGUACAACCGCCACCACAGCCGACGUCGUUGCUUCUGCCGCCGCUGCCACCACCCGCCGCACAUCAACAAAUGCAACUGCCGACACAGCCGCAGCCGCAUCACAGCUAUGCGCCAGCGUCCCUGCCGCUCGACCUGAUGCAUCAUUAUGGCAACAUGUCCGCCGCUGCCUCGCAUCUGAUGAUGACCGAUUCGAGCGUUAUCAGCGCCUCUGCUGCUGGUGGACCUCCAGCUGGCUCCGGGCCAGCCUCAUACGGGGUACUACUCUAUCAUCCGCAGCCGUUAGCUCCGCUGCCGCUGCCCAUGCAGAUGCCAGCUUCUGCGUCGACAUCAUCAUCGUUGGCUGCGCUGCCAGCGCCGGCAGCAACGUCCAGCGGUGGUGGCAGCGGCAGCGUCAGCUCUACAGCCGGUGCCAGCAGCGAUGCCUCUUCGUCGUCGCCCAUGGUGGGCGUAUGUGUUCAACAGAAUCCUGUAGUUAUACAUUAGCGUUACCUGCCGUCUAUAUAUACUAUACUUUAAAAUGUUUCAUUUUAA